Molecule: messenger RNA, 5094 nt
Organism: Trichosurus vulpecula (common brushtail)
Lineage: Eukaryota; Metazoa; Chordata; Mammalia; Diprotodontia; Phalangeridae
Gene: SPRED2
Product: sprouty related EVH1 domain containing 2
Exons: 6
Coding region: 719-1978 (419 amino acids)
Biological process (GO): multicellular organism development; negative regulation of MAPK cascade
Cellular component (GO): membrane
Molecular function (GO): protein kinase binding
Source: RefSeq, a predicted model, not a curated record
UCCAAUAUGGAGUAAAACGGAGGAGGAGUAGGGAGAUGGGGCUCGGACGGGGCGCCCAGCACCGCCUCCUAGGCGCGCCUCCCCUCGCGGCGGACCGCUCCCCGGGACAGUGAUUGGUCCAGCUUCUCCCACCCUGGGGGCGACCCCCCGCCCCGGACCCCGAGCCCCCUCCUCACUCCGGGCAGACCCCUUCACCUCCCCUCCUCUCCUCCUCACGGCAGUUCUCUUCCACUCCUCUCGCUUGGCUGCUUGUUUUUCUUGUCUUCGUCCCCUCCCCCUCUUCUCGUCCCCCUCCCCUCAACCCAAAUCUCUUUUCAGUCCCCUCACUCUUGGAAACUGCACCUUCCGUGCUCACUUCGAAACCUAGCCUCUUGCUUCAUUCUCCCCCUUUUUGCCACCAGACGCCAGUGUCUCCCACACUAACCCCCCAUUUCAGCCCCCCUUUUCUCUGUGCCUCCCCCCUUCUGCUUUUCCUCCCUACUCUUUCCCUGCCCCCCCAACCUCAGCACUUUGCUGCUGUCUACUUGAAUUCACACCCUCCCAACUGUGCCCCCGUAAUCCCCUACCCCUCUUCUCCUGUCUCCUCCCUCUCCUCCUCUCCCCCCUCCCAAAUCAGGCGAUCUCUCGAAAUGUGAGGAAGGGGGGGGGGGUGGGUGGAUGGGAAGAUGAAGGGAACAGAGCUACCCGCUGCGGGGCAUUCAUCUAGGUGAACAAGAAAAUGACCGAAGAAACACACCCAGACGAUGACAGCUAUAUUGUUCGUGUCAAAGCUGUGGUUAUGACCCGAGAUGACUCCAGUGGGGGAUGGUUACCUCAAGAAGGAGGUGGUAUCAGUCGAGUUGGUGUCUGCAAGGUCAUGCACCCAGAAGGGAAUGGAAGAAGUGGUUUUCUCAUCCAUGGAGAACGACAGAAAGACAAACUGGUGGUAUUGGAAUGCUACGUAAGAAAAGACUUGGUCUACACGAAAGCAAACCCAACGUUUCAUCAUUGGAAAGUCGAUAAUAGAAAGUUUGGGCUUACUUUCCAAAGCCCAGCUGAUGCACGAGCCUUUGACAGAGGCGUGAGGAAAGCAAUAGAAGACCUGAUCGAAGGAUCUACAACUUCUUCUUCAACAAUCCAUAAUGAAGCUGAGCUUGGAGACGACGACGUUUUUACAACAGCUACAGACAGUUCUUCUAAUUCUUCUCAAAAGAGGGAGCCACCCACCCGGACAAUCUCUUCUCCCAUGUCCUGUGAACACCGGAGUAUAUAUACCUUGGGCCAUAUCCAUGACCAAUAUAGCGCUGACCACUAUCAACUUGAACAAUCCAUCCCAAGACCGUACCGACAGGUCAGUUUCCCAGACGAUGAGGAGGAGAUCGUCCGCAUCAACCCUCGGGAGAAGAUCUGGAUAACGGGGUAUGAGGAUUAUCGGCAUGCUCCUGUGAGGGGCAAAUACAUGGACACAUCAGAGGAUGUCGACUCCUACGUGCGCUUCGCCACCAAGGGUGAUGCCUCCAAGCAUGACUACACCUACCCAUAUGUGGACCAUUCGGACUUCGACAUGGGGGAUGACCCCAAAGGAGGGGGUGGAGGGAGCGUGAUUAAGACUCAGCCCCACCGAGGCAAGUCUCGACGGCGGAAGGAGGAUGGGGAACGGUCACGAUGCGUGUACUGUAGAGACAUGUUCAACCAUGAGGAAAACCGAAGGGGUCAGUGUCAGGAUGCCCCUGACCCCAUCAGAACUUGCAUCCGCCGGGUCAGCUGUAUGUGGUGUGCAGACAGCAUGCUCUACCAUUGUAUGUCCGACCCCGAGGGAGACUAUACGGACCCUUGUUCGUGUGACACCAGCGAUGAAAAGUUUUGCCUCCGGUGGAUGGCCCUCAUCGCUUUGUCCUUCCUGGCCCCCUGUAUGUGCUGUUACCUGCCCCUCCGAGGCUGCUACAACUGUGGGGUAAUGUGUAGGUGCUGUGGUGGGAAACACAAAGCAGCUGGAUGAAGACAAUAGCCUGUUGCUCCAUCUCCCUCUCUCCUUACCAUUGACAGGGGCUGAUACCCCUGAAAUGGGAGCCUCUUUGCCCUAGCCCUGCUGUUCCUGGAGACAUCAUUCCAGCCUGGGGAACCCAUCUGAUGGUUUCGCCCCAUGAGCUCCAGCCAGCCACUCUUAAUUGUUCACACAGACACACACACAUACACCCUACCCCCAGUGUUGUAAUGAAAUUAACCUUUGGCAUAGACUAUUGUAUUAUUAAUAAUCUGUAAUCCAAUGAUUGUCUUGUACAUGUUUAUAUUCCCCGUCGCUACCCUCCCCAACCCUUCCCUCCUUCCAACUUUCCACUUCAAAAGGAAGGAGACUACUGUCUGAACUGUUGAUUUGCAGGGAAUUUUUUUGGUUUGGGGUUUUUGGAAGAGCAUCUCAAGACUGUAUCUUGUUAAGCUUGCCUUGACAAACCACCUGUACCCAGCAGAUACGGGAUACCUACCAAAAUAAGUGAGAAUGAUGAAAUCCCACCAGAAGUAUUUUAACCUGCAGUCAGUUAUUAUGUGUAUAGAAGGUGUGCUAGCGUGUACCACAACAUGAUAUUGCCGUGACCAUUCUAAAGCCAAAUUUCUUACAUCAUGUAAACUGCAGUUUCUGUUUUCAGUCCGUCAUCAUUUCUUUUGCAAAAAAAAAAUGCAUUUAAAUUAUUCACUAAUGGAACACAUCCAUUCAUGCAAAGACAAUGAGAAAUAAGCCUUAACAUCAGGAGGAGUCCUCAAACUCCAUGUAUUUCCAGCUAAUGCUGGAGAAACAACUUAAAGUUUCUAUGAGCUACCCAAAUAGUUACAAAAAUAGCAUUUAAAAGAUUUAAGUUUUAAAAAGGGAGGCAGUAUGAUAUAGUGGAAAAGACAGUGGACUUGGGUUGCAGUCCCAAGCCCCAGAAAAAAAAAAAAGUCGGGUGUGACCUUGUGCGGUUCAAUGGAAAGGCCACUGGGUUUGAAAUCCAAGGACCUGGCUUCGAAUUCUGGCUCUCCCACUUACAGCCUACGUGACGUUGGGCAAGACACUUCACUUGUCUCAGCAUCAGCUUCCUCAUGUACCAAAUGAAAUGAGGGGGUUGGACCAGAAUGACUUAAGAUUUUAUCCCACUCUAACUUAGUGAUCUAUGUCGCUUCACCCUCAGUGGGCCUCAAAUUCCUUGUCUAUAAAAUUAGGGGGCUGAUCCAGCUGAAUUCCCUCUCCAGAAUUCUACAAUAUUAUGAUUCUAGGAGGGGAAUCAAAUGAUCACAUUCCUCCCUCAAGUUCUCCAUCUUAGAGUAAAACACUAACCUCCAAAUAAUCCCUAUUUCGCUCAUUGUUCUGCAAAUGGACAAUAGGUAUCCAGGGCAGACACAAAAAGCAGUUGUCAAGAUCCACUAGGAUUUUAGAGAAACACUAAGGUUGUGGUGAAUGAAACCAGAAACUUUUUCAAAGUAAACUUUAUAUUAACUGUAUAGAGGGAAAAAUUUUAACCAUCACAAAGCUUGAGAUUUUGUUUUGUUUUUGCAUUUCCUAAUCACUUCCACAUCAUCAAAUUCCAAAUUUGUACUUGAAAAAAAAAAAUAAGGCCAUAUGUAAAAUACAAAAACUUCCCGAUGCCUAAGUGUCUUUCUCCCUUGACUCAGCAGCCGGUCUUGAUGUUAUCAUUAGGAGUGUGCAGAUGUUUCCAACAGACUUGUCCUUAAAAAAAAAAAUGUCUUCUCUCUAUGUACCAGGCUUGUAAUUAGCUGGGGAAAAGAGUAUUUUUCUAACUUAUUACAAGGAAUAGCCAAAUAAUUUUUUUAUUGAAAUAAGAAAAAAAUGAAAAAUGUAGAGCAAUUAGCGGUAACUAGCAUAGUACAAUCAGAACUGUUCCAAGGCCGUUAGGGGUAGGUAUGUCCAUCAACACUGGCACUGCUCUUCCUGCCAUAAUUUCUUUCUGCAGUCAGUUGCCAGUUGAGUGCAUGGCCUGAUCCGCCCCUCCCUCCUUAUUGCACAUGGACAUCGUCUUCAAGGAAAGGAUUUCUCUUCUUUUUGCCAAUUACAUUGGAAAAGUGUUUGCCACGAUUAACCUUUUUGGGAAUGUUUUGCUUUCUUCCAGUUCUCGGGGAGUUGAUUACAGUGCUUGGAGUAAAACUAUCAACAACAGAAAACCAUACCCAGUGUGCUUUUGACCUAGAGUCAUCAAAUGCUCAAUUCAUAGCAGUUCCUGGUUUAAGCCUUCUAGAUGGAAAGGGGGCUCGGAGCAAGAUUUGUCUGAUUCUGUAGAAUCAGAAAAGAUAUCUGCUGUCCCCAGUGGCAAAUGACCAAUCUUGGUUAGCAACUCUGUCAAGCAUCAAACCAGCCUCCUAAGGCUCCCGUGAGAGCCGGUGUAUUCAUUAACUCUGUGAAUCUCUGGAAGGUCUCAGUCUCUACAAAGCACAACAAACACUAACCCAAGUUUCUGGUCAGAUCCCAGUUUAAGUGCUCCUAUUUAUUUCAGUAAGAAGACAUGCUCCAAAGCAGCCUCUUUGUAUAUGGGAUCUUCCUCCUCUGUUACCUGUCGUUGAAAUCUUCCUUGGCCCUGCUUCCCCUUCAGCACCCUAGGAGCUGACCCUCACAGCUCCCACUACACGUGCUCUUUUUGGUUUCUGAAGACAGUGUAAAAGGGCCCAAAGACAGACCCCUUGGGGACUUUUGUAAAUAUCUCUCCCUACUCUCCACACUGUAGCUGAACAGUGUGUGGUACUUUCCCAGUCAGCUUUGCAAUACUGACUUCAAUCAUCAGAGAGAGAGAAACUAUUCAGAUUUUAUUUUUAUACCUGUGGUAACAAAAUGUUAACCAAAAUUUUUUUGUCAUUGUUGUGAAGGUUCUCCCACCCACCCCAAGCUAUUUGCUCACAUUUACCAAUUAAAGUGCCUGAAGCAUAAUUCAUUAUGUACCUGUAUCCUAAAAGUCAAAACCUGUUGUAUUGAUUUUUUUAUAACAAGCCUUUUUACCUCUGUGUAAAAAAAUAUAUAUACACGUGUAUGAUGUACAUUUUAGUUCUUAACUUUUUUUAUGGUUUCUAAUAUGUUUGAUCAAUGUAGUUAUUGCUUUAAAAUUUACCAUGUAAAUAUAAAUACAUCAUAUCAGA